UUAUCUUAUCUUUAUCUUAUCUUUUAUCUUUAUCUUAUCUUUUAUCUUUCAUAGGUUAAUGCUCUAUGUAUACUUAGUUUUACUUUCAUAGUUUACAAUCUUUAAUCAAUCAACAAUUAAUAAAAUUUUUUCAUCUUUUCUUUUUUUUUCUUCAUUAUUCUUUCACAAUUUUAUUAUCUUUACCUACUCUUUAUGUACUCUUUUCGUUUUAUUACAAGUGUUGCAAAAAUCUCGACUUUUCUUCAAUUCUUGAUGUUUUGCUUUAGAUUUUGGUUUUUGGAUUGUGUGAUGCACAAGAAUGGGGCCUGACUUGGAUUUGAAGAAGUCAGGGAGUAUACACUCCCCUGCAUUUUCUCGACAGAAGGUUCCGGAGCCUAGAACCGACUACAUUGGUGAUGCUUGUGGCAUGGAAACAUCAGCAAUUGAACAAAUUCAUUUUUCUAGUGAGAAUGAGAAUGUAGAAGUUAAUAUCACUGGACAGAAGAAGGUUCCAGAGCCUAGAGUCGACUACAUUGGUGAUGGUUGCGCGAUGGUUCCAUCGCGAAUUGAACAAACUCAUUUCUCCAAUGAGAAUGAGAAUGUAGAGGUUAAUAUCACUGGAUCCACAAAUUCUGGACAAGCCUUGGUGGUGGAAGAUUCUCGUGAGGAUGCCACUGAGAGUUCUAGUUCUUUUGGUCAUACAGAAUCUGACACAGAGAACGUCCCAUCCUUCAGUGACCCUGAAGUCGAAUCGUGUCUUUGUGCUGACAAUGCAUCCUCAUCCAUGUCCAAUGAUUAUUUUGAAUCACCUCCAAGAAGAAAGAAAGGGGUUACAAGUCAUUGGAGAAAGUUCAUACACCCUCUAAUGUGGCGUUGUAAGUGGAUCGAACUGCGUCUGAAGCAACUUCAGUCUCAAGAGCUUAAGUAUGAAAAAGAGCUUGAAGCGUACAAUUAUAGAAAGCAGCUUGAUUUUGCACACCUAACAUUAGAUGGCUCUGAUAUCAAAUCGGUACCUAUAUCUGGUCGGAGGCAUAGGAAUAAAAUUAUGAAGAGGAAAAAAAGGAAUAGAGUUGAAGAGAAGUAUGAUUUAGCAUCGUACAUGUCUAAUCAUAGUUUAUUCUCUUACUAUGAACAAAAAGAUCGCACUGUUGAUACUUGUUUGAAAGAUGUUCAUGGUGCUGCUAAUGGUGGUAACAUUGAUGAUAUUGAGUUCAAGUUGGAUGAUCUGUGGUCUUAUGUUGACUAUGAAAAUAGUGAUAAGUCAUUGGAUGACAUCAUUCAAAAGAUUGAAGCAGUACAAUCACAAGUUCACAAAUUGAAAACUCGAAUUGAUAAGGUAAUUAAAGAAAAUUCAGGAAAAUUUGAUUCCGGAACUCAAUUGGACAAGCCUGGGACACCUCAGCAUGAACCCGGGUAUCAGACGGUAGAUCCACUUAUCCCUGGAAAUGCAUCAUUAACUGAUGAAGGGUUUAAUCUUCUUGUUGAGAUGACUGAUAAGCCUCGGAUUGAGGACUUGCGAGAAGAGAUCAAAGAUGGGACCCUUAUACAAAAUCAAGAAGCUAAGAAAGAGUUGCAAGUUUCUGAAUCUGACUUUUCUGUUGAGGAUGUUGUGCCUAAUAUUCAUUCUACUUUAAAAGUAUGCUCCACAUCAAAGUCAAAUGUUCCUAAGAACAAAAGGAAAAGAAGGAACAAAUCUGCCUCUUGGAACCGGAUGUAAUUUGGGUAAGCUGAAUCUAAGAUAGUUGUUAGGCAUCUGAAAGGAACUGAGAAUUUCUCAAACAUGUUGCAACUGAUGUGCUUCUGGUUUUAUGUGUAAAUAGUAAAUACUUACCAUAUCAUCUAUAUUUUCAUACUCUUACACCUAUGGAAUUGUUUGUUCAAUUGUACAUGAUUGUGAAUAUGAUAACAGGAUUCAGCUCCA
Messenger RNA from Arachis ipaensis, 1900 nucleotides. RefSeq lists its product as uncharacterized. The record is from RefSeq and is a predicted model, not a curated record. NCBI's taxonomy places the organism in Eukaryota, Viridiplantae, Streptophyta, Magnoliopsida, Fabales, Fabaceae.